Messenger RNA from Trypanosoma grayi, 1293 nucleotides. RefSeq lists its product as hypothetical. Lineage: Eukaryota; Euglenozoa; Kinetoplastea; Trypanosomatida; Trypanosomatidae. The record is from RefSeq and is a predicted model, not a curated record. The coding region runs from base 1 to 1293 and encodes 430 amino acids. Gene Ontology annotation, molecular function: molybdate ion transmembrane transporter activity. The transcript has a single exon. Gene Ontology annotation, cellular component: membrane. Gene Ontology annotation, biological process: molybdate ion transport.
AUGUGGACCAUAUACGAGGGCUGCUUUGCUUUGACCUUGGUGAUGUACAUCUUCGCCAUUGUGUACACGAGCAGGAAGAAAUGGAGUGACGCGCAAACCCCGUUGCAUUCGGUGGCGACCACAACGCCCUCCUUCAAGUCAUUUCAGCGUCAGUUCCUGCUGGUCUACCUCCUCGCAAUGGCCGCAGACUGGAUGCAGGGCCCGUACAUCUACCGCCUGUACACACACUACGGCUACGACCGGCACGAAAACGGCAUUCUCUUUAUCACUGGCUUCGGCUCUUCGCUGGUAUUCGGCACGUGGGUGGGACCCCUGGCCGACACAUGGGGGCGUAGGCGCGCGUGUGCGCUCUACAGCGUUGUGUACGCGCUCAGCUGCGCCACGAAGCAUUUCAAUCACUUCGGCGUCCUGGUGGCUGGACGCUUCUUGGGCGGCAUCGCGACGUCGCUGCUGUGGUCGGUGUUUGAGAGCUGGAUGGUCAGCGAGCACUACACCCGUGGCUUUGACCCGGCGUGGAUCGGAGAGACGUUUUCGCUGAUGAGCACCGGCAACGGUGUGGUGGCGGUGCUGUCGGGGGUCGUGGCGCAGUGCGCGGCGGACGCCUUCGGGCACCCCGUUGCGCCGUUUGACGUGAGCGCCAUUCUGCUCUUUGCGUGUUUUGUGAUUGUGCGUAUGCGGUGGACGGAGAAUUACGGUAGCGCCCGCACCCCUCUUUGGGAGCAGAUGCGUGACGCCGCCGCAGCUGUGCGCCGUGACUCCCGCGUCGCCUUCACGGGCGCGCAGCAGGCCCUCUUUGAGAGUGGCAUGUACGUCUUCGUAUUUCUCUGGACACCGGCGCUCGAGGCGGACGGCGAUGUGCCGCACGGCCUUGUCUUUGCGUGCUUCAUGUUGGCGGCGAGCCUGUGCGGCAUGCUCUUCGGCCUGCAAACAGACCGCGUGGUGGCGUGGAUGCCGGCGGUGUACCUCUGCGCGGCGGCCACCAUGCUGCUGCUCUGCGUCCCCGCAGCAGGGCUGAGCAAGAUGGUCGCGCUCAUAUUAUUUGAGAUCAUCGUUGGUUUCUUCUGGCCGUGCAUCGCGACGCUUCGGGCGGUGUACGUCCCAGAGGAGUACCGCGCGUCGGUAAUGAACAUAUUUAGGGCUCCGUUGAAUUGUAUUGUCUGCUGCAUCUUGUACUUCCAGGGACAGAUGCCGUUACAGAGGUUGUUUUUCCUUGCGGCUCUGCUGCAUGUAUCGGCGGCGGUGAGUGCAUCGCUGCUUAAGGCCAGAGUGCGGCGGCACACAUCAGCUGUCUGA